GACAGAAGAACUUGGACAACGACGAAUUUGCGACUAUUGAACUUCUUACAAGAAAUAUCACUGGGACUUGAUUGAUUGGGGUUUCACGACUACAAAAUUCACGAUUUUCAGCAUGGCGGAUUACGAAAGUAGACCAUUGCCAACUGGGGGACCGACUGCUGGAGGGGACGAGUUCGACGAUGAUCUCUUCAAUUAUGACGCCGACGAAAAUGAUCCAUUCUCUGAAAAUUAUGUUACGGAUGUUGCGAAAGAGAGAGCAAGGGCGGAAAAGGAGAAAGCUUCGAAGGCAGCUCUAGAUGAGGAAGUCAAGAUUACCAGGAAACCACAAGCACCACGAGUAAAGUUGGAUGAGGAUAGAUUACUGUCAGCAGCUGGCAUACCCAAGCUACGGAAUAAGGCCAAACAUCACCUUAAAUUCAAGGGCAAAGGACAUGAGUAUUCUGACACAGCAAGACUGCUUUCCUUCUAUCAAUUAUGGCUCGACGACCUCUUCCCCAAAGCCAGAUUCCUCGACGCAUUAGCAAUGGUAGAGAAAAUGGGCCACAAGAAACGAAUGCAGAUGAUGCGAAUGGAAUGGAUCAAUGAAGGAAAGCCCAGACCAGACAACGACGACUUAUUCGAUGAACCCACCUUACCACCAAGAGAAAAUGAAGGACGAGAGAAGACUGUACCUCUGGCUCCCAUAUUCGAGAAGAGAGCAAGUGAGAGACCGAGAACACCACAACCUGAUGCAGAUGUCGAUGCGGAGAUGGAUGAUCUUUAUGAUGCUACGCCGAAAGCUGCUAGAACACAAACACAACCUGGUUCUCUGUUUGGUGGGGCUGGGACAAGUAUAUUUGGUAAUGCUAAAACUGUGACUGAGGAUGAGCCUCUGGAGGAUGAUCUAGAUACGUUGUUGGCUGAGGAAGAGAUGCUACAAGCUACGUCGGGGAAUGCACAACCUGCUCUAGCUGCUAGUAAGGUAGCAGAAGUUGAGACUGCUAUUGAUGACGAUGAAGAGGCGGCUAUGGCUGAAAUGGAUAUGUGGUGAUGGGGAGGCCUACAGGGAAUCUGGUGUUUGGUGUCUUUUUUGCUUGGAACAUGCAUCAAAUGGCGUAAUUGGAUGCUGAAGCCUUACGUGGGCUAUGUUGAGUAGUCAAAUGAACAUAUGAUG
Messenger RNA from Mollisia scopiformis, 1153 nucleotides. RefSeq names its product Swi3-domain-containing protein. The coding region runs from base 113 to 1030 and encodes 305 amino acids. NCBI's taxonomy places the organism in Eukaryota, Fungi, Ascomycota, Leotiomycetes, Helotiales, Mollisiaceae. Gene Ontology annotation, biological process: DNA replication checkpoint signaling; DNA damage response; replication fork arrest. The record is from RefSeq and is a predicted model, not a curated record. The transcript has 3 exons. Gene Ontology annotation, molecular function: DNA binding. Gene Ontology annotation, cellular component: replication fork protection complex; nucleus.